Messenger RNA from Pseudovirgaria hyperparasitica, 726 nucleotides. RefSeq lists its product as uncharacterized. The transcript has a single exon. The record is from RefSeq and is a predicted model, not a curated record. Lineage: Eukaryota; Fungi; Ascomycota; Dothideomycetes; Acrospermales; Acrospermaceae. The coding region runs from base 327 to 590 and encodes 87 amino acids.
UACAAACUUCCGCUUUCACCCUCCAGAAUCUCGUCGUCAACCAACAUCUCUCGUGGCUCAAAAUGAUCCUCGGUGGAGCUCAGGUCAUACUGCGAAACCUGAUUCAGAAUAUCCGUCACGCAACUCAGCAGCAGCCAUGUGGCGUUGACCUCACACUACGCUUGGUCCACAGCUGGGAAUCUUCUGCUACGAUCGAUUUCAGUAAUGCUAGACGCGAAGCAGCUAAGACUUCUAAUCUCCCUUUCAAUAAUGGCGAAGCAAUUUUUCUGAAGCCAGGCACCUACCUGGUCGACUUCAAUGAGACGGUAUCCAUUCCACGGAACUACAUGGCUACGAUCUUCUCUAGGUCAUCUCUGUGGAGGUCUGGUGCUAAGGUCCAUGCCGGUGUAGUUGAUGCGGGCUAUCAAGGCGCAAUGGGGGCCAUGUUAGAAGUCAAAAACACUCACGGUAUUACGCUCUACAAGGAUGCGAAACUAGCACAGAUCGUGUUCCAGGAAUUGGGAGAAUAUGUGGAAGGAUACUCUGGAAUAUAUCAAUCCUCUACAAGUAGUGUCGGCCGCAGUGGGACGGGGAAUCCACACUCCAAGUGAGGACGAGCUGUGUUGUCAGCCAACAUGAACGCUGAAAUCGAUAGGCACUCGUAUCCACGCUGCUCAAGUCGUAUCUUCUGUAAAAUUUUCACCCAUAAUCUUAGUGAAAUGUGUCUCUCUAUCUACUAUACACAAG